Messenger RNA from Zygotorulaspora mrakii, 2793 nucleotides. It is a transcript of the gene DSS1, whose product is annotated as exoribonuclease II. Gene Ontology annotation, molecular function: 3'-5'-RNA exonuclease activity; RNA binding. The record is from RefSeq and is a predicted model, not a curated record. Bases 1 to 2793 code for a protein of 930 amino acids. Lineage: Eukaryota; Fungi; Ascomycota; Saccharomycetes; Saccharomycetales; Saccharomycetaceae. The transcript has a single exon. Gene Ontology annotation, biological process: mRNA catabolic process. Gene Ontology annotation, cellular component: P-body; exosome (RNase complex).
AUGUACCGAUGUGCCAGAGGACUGCACUGUACUGGAGCGCUGGCGAGGACCAAGGCAAGCACUGGAGCAAGAGCUAGGAUAAGGAAGUCACCACCGCAGAAGGGACGGCUUGCUGAGGAAGCGACAGCGCUGAGUGGCAGUAUCAGUGCCCACGAGAUUGGCGCAAUCUCAAGUUCUUUCGUUGCGAGGACACGGGAGCUGGAACCGGGUUUAGAGGUCAAACAGCUGUCGCAGAUUAGAGCCCAGUUCCAGGAGAGGUACGAUGCGAGGUACUUGAGGCCAUCCAAGCAGUGGGUGCGACAGCGGGGAAUUGGCGGAACUGCGAGCUCACGCCAACCCAACAAGUAUUUGAUUAAUGAAUGCGCGGAGCGCAUUCAUAAGCAUGAUUUGCAAUUCGAUGCCAGUGCUCUCUCCCGUGGACCUCUCAGGAUCGGCGAUCUGGUGUUGUUGAAGCAGCAUUUCAACGAGCUCAGCAUGUGUGUGGAUGUGCCCAGUAGCACUUUGGAUCCACGUUAUACGUUUGCCGCGGUGGACGGAACAUUAAAGUUUGCUUCAAAAAGCUCAGUGCUGCUACGCAUGCCCAACAACUAUGGAAAUCAUGAAAAUGAAGGCAAACUUCUUGCGAGGGAAGCCAAACACGACUUUGCACCGAUUGGUACUAUCAAGAACUCCCCCGACGAAACAAUAGUCUUGUCGACAACUGCGCGCCAGAUGGUAACAAGUUACUUACCGCAACAAAUUUCAAAAUCAGCAUGGAGCCAGUUACCGCUUGUUCUCAAAAACUUGGAGCAAUUGCAUAGGUCGCUGCAAAAUUUUGCAGGACCGGUGAAUUUUCCUUUUGUAAAGUUGGUCCAAUUGGUUCAAAAAAACAUGAAUAUGCACGUCACAGCAGCGUCAACGUUAAGCGAAAUUCUUGAUUCAGCUGUCUUUUUGGCAACCUAUUGGGCUGUGCGGUUACAGCAAAAAUUUCACUUGUGGGGUGAAAUCCAAUUGAACAGAGCUCUGCUCACGCCAAUCUCCGUGACAAUACUUCCUUUCGAGUCGCAGCACGUAUAUUACACUAACGUGGUAAAGUGUCUCAAAUCUAAUAAUUAUAAAGAUAUUAAUGACUUUGCGGAUCUCGUUAAUACAAAAGAUUUUGUCACAGUGGUAAGUAGGUUUCCGCAUAUUAUUAAGCUUCUCGAAGAUUAUGCGUCUGGUAAUUUGGAGAAUAUUGAAUCAAUCAUAUCAUUGAUUUCUACAAUAUUUAGGAAAAUCGAUAGCUUCAAGGAUAAUGAUAUAACUAAGGAUUGCUGCCACGAAUUAUUAAUUGAGUUGACCCCAAAUAAUAGUCUUUGGAAUCCCAUGCAUUCAAAUUUAACACUAGCUUUACCGCCAUCUUCAAAUCUUACGAAGUCGCAACAAGUUUUUUUUGAUCUCGUAAAGCCUCCCCCAGAAACUGCUUUAGAUGACUUUGAAAGGUUCGAUUUUAAAGAUCUGAGAGUUUACUGUAUUGACUCUGAUGAUGCUCAUGAGAUAGAUGAUGGUAUCUCCAUAAGAGAGCUUGGAAACGGUAAAUUCACUCUUUACAUUCAUAUCGCAGAUCCAGCGUCUCUUUUCAAUGAAUCUAGUCAGCAGGAUUCCUAUGGUAUUGAAGACGAAGUGCUUAAAAUAGCGUCUAAAAAAUGUUUUACCACUUAUUUACCUGAUUUAGUUGCUCCAAUGCUACCUAGGAGUUAUUGCAAGGCAGCCGAUUUAGGUAAAAACGAUGAUCUAACGAAAACAAUCACUUUUUCCGUUGAUGUUGUUGUUGCUCCAGAUGAGCAGUCGAUGAAAAUUCAAAACAACACUUCGCAAAUAAGACUAGGGCAAGUGUCGAGAUUUCCACAAGUGUCUUAUGAUUCCGUUGAUAGAACCUUAAAGGAGACUAGAAAUUUGAUACAAGAUAAAUGGUCCAUAGAACAGAAAGAAUUGAAAAACUUACAUCUUAUCGCUAGAUUGUUACGGGAAACGAGAGUUAAAGAGAUGGAUGCUGUAAUAUUUGGAGAUGGUUUCAAUAAAGGCCUGGUAAAAGUUUCCGAUGAUAGCCAAAAAAUAUCCUUUGAGAACAAGGUAGAAACAAGCUCUGUGGUUCUUGUUACUGAAAUGAUGAUUCUUGCCAACACUUUGUCCGGAAAAUUCUUCUUUGAAAAUAAAAUUCCUGGAGUGUUUAGAUCUUAUCAGCCAUUAAUGCUUGGUGAUAGGGCUCAGAAUGAAUAUGGUCAAAUGAAAGCCAAGAUCAAGAAAGGCAUACUGCCAAGUUUCAAAGAUAUCACACUUUUGGCUUCUUUACUGAAUUCAAGUUUUUAUUCUGCCAAACCAAUGUCACAUAAUAUGAUUGGUGCUCCCCAAUAUUUAACUGUAACUUCACCGUUGCGUAGGUUCCCCGAUCUUAUAAACCAUUUACAGUUACACAGGCAUAUUCGAGGACUGCCCAUUUGCUUCACUCAAUCAGAAAUUUCAAAUUUGGUGGAUGACAUUCAAUCAAGAGAUUCUAUCUUAAAAGAUGCUUCUCGUCAGGGAGCAACUUACUGGACACUAAAGUUUGUGAAAGACUCUUUGAAAAAUGAUCCAAAUCAAAGAUUUGAAGUUAUGGUAACAUCUGUUCCACAACUGGGUUUGGUGAGGUGUAUUCUACCUGAUUAUCCAGCAGCAAGAGGAUCUUUAAAACUAAAGCCUUCAGAGACAAAACCUCCUGAAAUAGGCAAUACCGUUGCAAAUUGCAAAAUUACUAAGAUCGAUUGCCUGGACGGGAUUUUGGAACUAGAAGUAUAG